UGUUCCAAUUCAAUUGAAUAAAACAUUUCUAAAUACGAGGUUCUCAUCCUCCGUUCAUCUUUAUCAUCAAAAUAAAAAUCAUGCUUAACUUUGGAUCUAAACAAUACCAUCACAUUUUAUUAACCAUGGUUGUCGUGGUCAUUGUGUCAACCAUUGUUUCGGCGAGAUAUCUACCAACCAGGAAUGAUGACACCAGAAAAGAGCAGAUUAAGGAGCUUCUCAGAAUGUUUUUGGAGGCAUCCAAUUCAAGUCCGGACGUCGAUUCAAUUCAAGGAACGGCAAAGCGUAGUCCAGGAAGUUUGUUUGAUUAUCGAGGGACCAACAAUCCCAGUUAUUUGAUUAAACGCACAGCAAUUGAAGAAGUUCCAAGCGGAGAUCUGGCUGCUUAAUCUCAAUCAUUAUCGAUGAUAAAAACAAGUCUUAAAUAACAUUGACAAAGGAAUUAUUGGCAACAGUUUACUUUUACGGACGUUAGAAGUCAUUAUGAUUAUUAUCACUAUCAUAUUCACACGAUUUCUUAAUUCAUAAUUUACUUUGAUUAUCAUUACAAUUGGUAAUGUAAACUACUCAAAAUGAUGCUGCUAAUAAUGAUAAUUGAAUAUAUUAAUAGGAGCGUUUGUAAACUGCGAUUGAUUUGGUAAAUAGAUGUUUUUUCAUCAUUGAAGCUGAAUCAGUUGAUUUGCUUUGGUAGCUUGGAUGUUAAAUUUUAAUUCUCAUCACUAAUCAUCAUUAACAUAUAGUAAUAAUCCGAAAGCAAAAAGGAUUCCAUAGAGUCAAUGCAAUAAAUGUCAAACUGUCGAAUAGAAUAGUAAACGAAUUUAGUUUCGUUUUAGAUUAGUUCUGAAUAUAUCUUGAUUAUUGAUUUUAAAAUGCAAUUUCUUUAGUGAUAUUGAAACAUUUUUGUUUGAAUUUUUUUAAACUUAUCGAUGGCUUUAAGUUGUUAAUUGUGAUUGAAUAUAAUAAUGAAAUCGUUAACUGUAAAGGCUUGCUUCUGUCCGUAAAAAUAAAUUGUUUACUCAAUUCCCUUGCUUUUGACUUCCUAAUGUUGUUACUGAUAAUAACUAUUAUUAUUGACAAAAUAAACUUUGCUGUAAUUGUUCAUAACUGAUCAUCACCGAAUGAAUCAAAACUGAAAUGAGGAAGUAAAUUUGUGAUUAUUAUUGAAGCAAAUAUGUUGUACAUAAUAAAUUACAGAAAAUAAAUAAAUGAUAAAAAA
Molecule: messenger RNA, 1216 nt
Organism: Tetranychus urticae (two-spotted spider mite)
Lineage: Eukaryota; Metazoa; Arthropoda; Arachnida; Trombidiformes; Tetranychidae
Product: Proctolin
Source: RefSeq, a predicted model, not a curated record